AUGGUUCACUUGCAACUCACUCAACUUCAACGUAUCAUGGGAAAAGGGAAAACCGCUCGUGACGCUGAAUAUCCCAACAAGGAAAGAAAUCCAUCUUCUUUCAAAUUAUCACAUAUUGCCGUAGACAUGCAACUAAUAACUCCAGCACAUCCUCACAACAUCGAAUUUUCUAUCUUCCAGCAGAGAAGCCCACCAGCUCGCUUACGGGAUCUUCUCCCGCUAGCAAAAAUCCUUAAUACUCACACAACUAACCAACCCCAAUGUCACAUCUAA
Messenger RNA from Sclerotinia sclerotiorum 1980 UF-70, 273 nucleotides. RefSeq lists its product with no specific name. The transcript is spliced from 2 exons. The coding region runs from base 1 to 273 and encodes 90 amino acids. The record is from RefSeq and is a predicted model, not a curated record. Lineage: Eukaryota; Fungi; Ascomycota; Leotiomycetes; Helotiales; Sclerotiniaceae.